CGAACUAGUCACAUCUAGCGCGCGUUUCAUAGUGGUUGGUUGUGAAGCGUUUUGCGUUUUGGUCACAUACUUGACUAUAGAUGGUUCUUUCGUGCUUCUCUCGUACUUUCUUGGACAUCACUUCCGGAGAUGGUAGCCUCGCUAAAGCCCUCCAGGACAGUAAUCAAAACGGUAGUGUAAAUGGAACUCUUGGUGCUCUCCGAACCAGAUCUAACUCCAAGACACCAACAAGAACCUUAUCUAGAAGUGGUUUGUCCUCAGAUGAUCCCAGCACUUCUAGUAGAAAAACACCAAGCUCCUCCAUUAAAACAAUGACCGCAUUACACGAGUGUGAUGGUGACAGAUAUAUGCCUAGUAGGUCAUCAACAAAUAUGAUUCGAGCACAACAUAUGUUACGGAAGCAAGAAGAUGCGGUGGACGAAGAAACUGCAGAGUAUCAAAAAGCUGUGGCAAAAAGUCUAAAUACCAAUGAUAUCCCUGGCAGUAGGAUUCUUCGCUACAAUGGAGCCGUUCGUGACAGCGCUAGUGUAAAUUGUGUUACAGAAACUACCAAGCCAUCCAUAAAAGCAUCCUAUAAGCGGGCAAUACCUCAGAUGCCAGAAAAAGUUCUUGACGCCCCAGACAUUAUUGAUGAUUUCUAUCUAAACAUUUUGGAUUGGUCGGUGGAUAAUAUACUGGCGAUAGCAUUAAAUCGAGAAGUUUAUCUUUGGAACUCAAUUACGGGUCAUAUUACGUGUCUGAUGUCUAGUGGUUAUGAAGAUGAAUACAUCUCCAGUUUAAAGUGGUCUCCUGACUCUCCCAAUAUCAUAGCAAUUGGUUCUAGUGCUGGUCGUGUACAACUGUGGGACAUUACUAACCAGUCAUUAAUGCGUACAAUGCGUCUUGGAGGUGCGAGUUCAGGUGGUCGUGUUCCUGCAGUUGUGUGGCGUGAGUACUUAGUGUCCAGUGCAUCUAGAACUGGACAUAUUCGACAUCAUGAUACACGUAUUGCUCAUCAUGAAGUUGGUGUUGCUGAUUUUCAUACCCAGGAAGUUUGUGGAUUAUCCUGGUCUCCAGAUAAACACUACCUUGCAUCAGGAGCUAAUGAUAAUUAUGUAGCUAUUUGGUCUGCGAAUGACAAUUCAAAGCCUGUACAUGCUUUAAGUGGUCAUCAAGCUGCAGUUAAAGCACUGGCAUGGUGUCCUUGGAAACCUAAUCUUUUAUGUACAGGUGGUGGGACAUCAGAUCAUACUUUACGAUUCUGGAAUACAGCAACUGGUGCAUGUGUAAAAUCAGUUGAUGUAAUUGCCCAGGUAUCUGGUAUAAUAUGGAAUACAGAAUAUCGUGAAAUUUUGACUAGUCAUGGUGAUCCUCUUAAACAAUUAAUUAUAUGGAAAUAUCCAGAUAUCACCAAGAUUACCGAUUUAAAAGAACAUCAAAGUCGUGUUUUAUGUAUUACAUCAUCACCAAAUAACGAGAUGGUUGCCAGUUGUGGGGCUGAUGAAACUUUACGAGUUUGGUAUUGUUUCCAAGUUGAUCAUAACAAGAAACGUAUGGAAGAGAAACGUCAACGACCUUCGGUGUAUGCUCGUGGGAUACGGUAGUGAAAUACGCACAGACGUCAAAUUAAUGUGUGACACGAUUUCUUCUGUCGUCUUCCGAAUUAUUAUUCUAUUACUAUGCUGUUCUAUGUGUAUUGCUUAUCCUUUUUAAGUGAAUAUGACACUGAAGCGUCCACAGUAUUAUACCAUAAUUGUUUCUAUUGUCACACACACAAACACAUAUUUUGAUUGUAUAUAUAUAUAUAUAUAUAUACAUCGGUUAUAAUGCAUUUCCUUAAAAUAGAUAUAUUUUAAUUAAUGAUUUCAUCCCAAAUGUUUUAUUGGAAAUGAUUGUUCAAUUUUUGUGUGUGUACAUGUUGACGAAGGGUUAUGGAAGUUUUUUAAACGAAUUACUCCUCCCCCUAUAUGUAACUAUAAAUUAUAC
Molecule: messenger RNA, 1965 nt
Organism: Trichobilharzia szidati
Lineage: Eukaryota; Metazoa; Platyhelminthes; Trematoda; Strigeidida; Schistosomatidae
Source: the annotation of a GenBank genome assembly